AUGGGCAGGAGGAAGAGCGGCGGCGCGCGACUGCAAUGCGCCGAGGCCAAACGGGCGACGGAUUGGAGCUGCUGCUUCCUGGCCCUUCCACCGGCAGCAGCAGCAGCAGCAUCCGGUGCGGAUGGCGAUGGUGGGUUCAACCUCUCGUGGAACCUCCACCAGUCCUUCCACCCGCCCGCCGGCCUCUUCGCCAGCAUGGGCCAGCAGGUUGGGGUUGGCUUCCCGGGGGCUUCGUCUAGGUCCCCGUCGCCGGAGACACCACGGGACCCGUACAUGAAGUACGUCUCGCCGCCGGAGGUUGUUGAGACACCUCUGCCUGGGGAAGGUGUGGUGGCGUUGAAGGACAAGGGGAAGAAGCAGAAAGUCGUGAAGCUCAAGAUUAAGGUUGGGAAUCAUCACUUCAAGAGGCUCAUCAGUGGGGCAAUCGCAGGCACAGUGUCAAGAACUGUUGUUGCGCCUUUGGAGACGAUCAGGACGCAUUUGAUGGUUGGGAGUAAUGGGAAUUCGACGACGGAAGUGUUCCAGUCUAUCAUGAAGCAUGAGGGAUGGACUGGCUUGUUCCGUGGUAACUUUGUUAAUGUCAUCCGGGUAGCCCCAAGCAAGGCAAUUGAGCUUUUUGCCUUUGAUACAGCUAAUAAGUUCUUGACCCCCAAAUCCGGGGAGGAACGGAAGAUCCCAGUCCCUCCUUCACUAGUGGCUGGAGCAUUUGCCGGUGUUAGCUCAACACUGUGUACAUACCCUCUGGAAUUGAUUAAGACACGGUUAACUAUACAGAGAGGUGUGUAUGACAACUUCCUUGACGCAUUUGUCAAAAUCGUCCGCGAUGAAGGGCCUACUGAACUCUACCGAGGCUUAACCCCAAGUCUGAUUGGAGUGGUGCCAUAUGCUGCAACCAACUACUUCGCCUAUGACACCCUGAAGAAGGUGUACAAGAAGGUGUUCAAGACAAAUGAGAUUGACAACAUUCCAACACUGCUCAUCGGGUCUGCUGCAGGAGCUAUCUCAAGCACAGCGACAUUCCCUCUUGAGGUCGCACGGAAGCACAUGCAAGUUGGAGCUGUUGGUGGCAAGAAGGUUUACAAGAACAUGCUCCAUGCCCUCCUGAGCAUUCUUGAGGAUGAAGGGGUUGGGGGCCUGUACAGAGGGUUGGGGCCAAGCUGCAUGAAGUUGAUGCCAGCUGCUGGGAUUUCGUUUAUGUGCUACGAGGCUUGCAAGAAGAUUCUGAUCGAAGAAGAGGACGAGUGA
Molecule: messenger RNA, 1245 nt
Organism: Miscanthus lutarioriparius
Lineage: Eukaryota; Viridiplantae; Streptophyta; Magnoliopsida; Poales; Poaceae
Source: the annotation of a GenBank genome assembly